CACUUAAUCUGCAGCUGCAACAAAUACAACGUAACGUAACGAGACGCGAAUUGCCAUCUCUGAGCAAAUACAACGAUAUUCAUAAUAUCAUUCUUUAAACUCGAAAACGCGAGACAAACUAGCAAGCUUUAAUUGAUUUCAUCAGAGAAUCAAUUAGGCUAUACAACCAACUCGCGUUUUUCGAAUUGACCUGGCAUUUUCCUCCACGGGGCCGGCCAAAAAACCGAUUUAUCCACGGGUAGGGUAGAACGGUAACCUAAGCCCACAAAAAAAAAACAACAAAACAUGGAAGUGUGUUAACGACGUGCUUUAAGGGGCAACUUUGCUCGAGUCUACCGAACCCCCGGAUCCCGCGAGCACAGCUUCUGUCCGGAAUGCCCCUGAACGAUGUGGGCCCCGCCGGUGGUGGAGCUUAUCCGGAAAAUGGAACCAAGCACAAGGUGUCGGGAAUGUGGAAGCCGGACUCGUCAGCCGGCCCCAAUUCCGGCUCGGGAUCGGCGGGACUAUCCCUGUUCGGCCUGCAGGGCCAAAAGUGGCAGCAGGUCUUCGACAUGGAAAAGGUCAUCAAGCAGCUGCGAACGGCUGAGAAAACUUAUCUGCGUGGUGGAAAGAACUCCUCCGCCGGUGGAGAUCAACAGGCAAAGGUGCAGGUCCAGCGGCUGCAAUCGGCGGACAUGGCCUACUAUGAUCUGGCGCCGAAGCUGGCCAGCCGCGAUAUAGUACUCUGUAGUUCCUGCUCGGGAUGUUACACGAAGGCAGGUUUCCAGCACCACAUUGCGCUGCAGCAUCCUAGCGUUUGGGAGGCCACAUCCAGCAAGGUGAAUCCCAAUCCAAAUGGGACAACCAUAUCCAGCGACUCUCGUCUCACUGCCACGGAAAUCAGCCAGGAGGGCGGCGCUAUUGUGCCAAGUUCGCCGACGGACACACUUUCGGCCUCGACGCUCUCCAGCUGCUCGAACGGAUCCAGCAGCUCGGCUUCACUGCAGCAUCCGGCUGCUGCGGGUUCAUCUAGCACCACUUCGUCAUCGUCUUCGUCGCGUCACAAGAGCAGCAGCAGCAAAAGUAGCAGUUCCUCCUCGUCUAAGGGCAGCAGCAGCACUUCCGCCGGAAGUAGGUCGCGUUCCAAGUCGUCAAAGAACCGCCACCACACCUCGCCAGCACCGGCCUUGCUGGAGUCCAACCACAAGGAGUCCAAGGGAUCAAAGAAGAGUUCGGCUAUAGCCGCUCCUCCCAUCGUCGCUGUUGUUGUCAAGGAGGAGCCACCAUCUGUAGGCGCUGCUCCGGCCAUAACCGUGUUCUCCUCCUCCAGCAACUCAUCCUGCAGCUUACCACCCACUCCCACGUUGGGAGUUGCCUCCAGCGAGGUGGCGAUGGGGCUCAACUAUUCACCUGCCCAGCUUCAAACGGAUGCGGAAAAGCUGUCCGAGCUGCAGCCAAAGAAAAAGUUGAAAGGCUCCAGCGAUCAUCGAACAAAAGCGGAUAAGGAGAAGAACAAAGACAAGUCUGUGGUUCAAGUGCUCAGCGAGUUGGACCAGGCAGUGUCUUCCAUCACGGGAGCGGCUUCCGCCGAACAGGUGGCACCCGAUGAGGAGGAACUGCCUUUGCCCAAUACCUCCGACGAGAACUCCAUUUCGCAGACGCUCGACGAAAUGCUGGACAGCAAGUUGAUCAACGAGAUUCUGAAUAAUUUCGAUGAGAGCGCUCUGGACACAUCGCAACAGCAGUCACAACAGCAAUCGCAGAAUGGAACUCUUUCGCAUCCCGCACAGGCCACCAAAAGGCUACGCUUUGAGGACGGAACGAUUGGCGAGGAUUACGCCGUCUAUCAGCAGCAGUCGGUUCAGCAGGUUUACGGCGAGGAAGAGCAUCAGCAGGAGCUGACCACCAUCGAUGCCAUGCAGUUGCAGCAACUGAUCUACCAGCAGCAGCAAAUGCUCGAACAGCAACAGCUGCAAGAGCAACAGCAGCAGCAGCAUCAGGAUCAGAAGCUUCAGGAUCACGAGCAACAGCGCCAGUUUAGCGUCUACAACGUGCCAUCCCUGACGGAUGAGGCAAUGGUCAAUCCCCAGCAACAGCAGCUGGAGGAGCACAUGAUCCUGCCCAGUAUUAUAUACGAGAUCAGCGAGUCGAAUCCCGUUUCUAUGCUGGAGCAGAAGGUCUUAGCCGAAUUCCUAACCAAUGCGGGAUACGAAAACGUGGACGUAAAUGUCGUGCAAUCGGGCGGCAUACAAACCACCUUGAGUACUGGAACGGAGGCAAACCAACUGGCGGAUGAACUGGGCGACUUUGAGUUCAGUAAACUGGAGACUGUUAGCGACACCGUAAAGACUGUUAAGCUGGAGGCCAAGGCCGCCAGCCAGCCACCCACAACUAAUCCUCAAAUCAACCAUCAUCCAUCACUGGCCAAUGCCAAAUACCAUGAGGACAGCUACUUCAAUGUGAUGCUGUACUCCGGGGCGCCUCGUCCCUUGGCCAUGAACACGUUCGGCAUGGUGAAGUUGCCCCAGGGCCUGGGCGUUACCUUUCGCAAGAAUCUGCUGACCACGCGGAAGGCGAACAACAAUUUGUUAUCUCUGUCGGGUGGUAGCCAUCUGGGCGUGGUUGGUCAGCUGGCCCGCACACCGCCGCCACCCUCGCCAGCGUUAAGCAAUGGUUUACCUGGUAAGAAUCCCGCGUCGGGCAGAACCAUUUACGCUCAGCGAUCGAAUGUCAUUGCACAAGAUCGACUAAGGUGCAAUAAGAGGGCGCUGGUAGGGGGAAAAGCAGGAGGUGGAUCUAUUGGAACGCCGGGAGUCAUGACGGCCAGGCGUUUGAAUGAGCUGCUAAUGGGAAAGGUCAAAAAAGAGGAGAAGCCACCACCGGAAGGCGAGGAUGGGGGCGAGCAGCCGACGAAGGACAGGGAACGCGACAAGGAGGAGGAUAACAAGCUGACCUUCAGUUUCUACGAGAAACGCCGCCGCCUGUUGGCCGGCAAGCAGGAGCAACUCCAGCCCCUCGGCCGCCCCAGCUUCACCCUGCCGCUCCAAACAAACCACAACGCCAGCCAAAGUCAGAGCCACUCGCCACAGCAGCUCCUCAAGAAGCAGCUGCUACGCACCUUAUCCGACAGCAGCAGCAACAUGAACAUCAGCAACAUGAACAACAUCAGCAACCUGAACAGCAGCAACACUCCCAGCGCCAACACCAAUCCUCCCUGGAAGGGGAACAGUUCCAAUCCGGGAGGCAACUCCACUCCAACCAGCAGCGACUUGAUGCGCGUCUUCGUCUGAUCUGAUCUGAUCUGAUCUUAUCUGAUGUGAAGGUCAGAACGGCGGACUCGCAUCCCUAGUUAUACGUUUAUACAAUAUGAUACUAUUAUGUGCAGCCUCUUCUCUAAAUGCUAAAUUAAUUUUGUAAUAAUUUUUUAAAUCAAUUCUUCAUUUUUUAAAAGUGAUAAUUAGUUAUCGAUUAGUUGAUUGUAUGUAGUUCUCUGUUUAGUCUAUGCCCUAAGUUAAUUUAACCAUUAUACACAUUAAUUUUUCGUGGCUAAGCAUUACGCUAGGUACUCGUGAAUCAUUAUUUAUACACGCUGUAAACUUUUUAAAUACAAGAGCAUGCCUAAGUUCAAUUAUACUUCGGA
Messenger RNA from Drosophila erecta, 3619 nucleotides. RefSeq names its product RNA polymerase II degradation factor 1. The record is from RefSeq and is a predicted model, not a curated record. The coding region runs from base 375 to 3269 and encodes 964 amino acids. The transcript is spliced from 3 exons. Lineage: Eukaryota; Metazoa; Arthropoda; Insecta; Diptera; Drosophilidae.